AUGACUGUAGAGUGGGCGAGACCUGACCUGAACCCCAGAUUUGUGUAUGUGUGGCGUGACGGAGUGGAACUAGAGAGUAAAAAGCAUUUGAUCUACAAGGGAAGAACAUCAGUGUCUGUAGACAAACUGAGGCAUGGAGACGUUUCACUGAAACUCUCCAGAGUGAAACUCUCUGAUCAGGGAAGAUACAGAUGCUUCAUUCCUACACGUGGUGACUCUUUCAUUGAGCUUGUUGUUGGUGUUGUCUCCUUACCUGCCAUAGUGAGUAUUAACAGAACCAGCAGUGCAGUGGUGUUACGGUGUGUAUCUAAAGGCUGGCAUCCAGAGCCUGAGGUGUUUUGGUUGGACGGUGAGGGAAACCUCCUCUCUGCUGGACCUACAGAGACAGUCAGAGGUCCUGAUGACCUCUAUACUGUCAGCAGCAGAGUGACUGUAGAGAAGAGACACAACAACAACUUCACCUGUAGAGUCCAACAGAACAACAUCAACCAGAUCAUAGAGACACACAUUCAGAUUUCAGCUGAUUUCUUCACAAUCCCACCAAGUUCAUUUGUUUAUAUCAUCAUCGGUGUCAUUGUUUUGAUUAUUUUCUGUUUGUGCAGUCUUGCAUUCAUCUUUGCUUGGUGGAAAUGGAAACAACAAAAACCAAGAACAACACAAACCAUGAAGCUUGAGCCUCUAAUUGAUGGAGAAAGAGACUGAGAAGCACCUUGUUGGAAAACAGGCAAUGGAGGACCAGAAGAAGUGAGAAAAUGACAAAAUGUACAAGUAAAAAAUAUUAAUUCAGAUUGUGAGUAAUGGAAAACUGACACAAAGCACGAAAGAGGAUUUGGACAAGAAACACUGAAUACAGUAGUCAUGAAAACCACAAAGUACUGCUGACCAAUCCAAUUUUAAAAAUUUCUGCAACUAGAAAACAGGUUUUAUUUAAGUAUUCUGGUAUGUCAGAGCUUGUGAUUAUGACUAUCAUGCCAAUGCUACAAAAAAAGUCCAUAAACUCUGUUGACAGAGGUGUUGAGAUGUUGUGGUAGUUCUGCGCGGGCUUUGUCAGAGUUAAAUGGUGACAUGCACUCAGAGGGUGUUAUAUUUAUGUAGACAGACAGAAUGUGUGGUUUAAACUCUUUAAAAUGUCUGUAUUUGACUUUUGAGAAGCUUCAUUUCAAUGAAUGACAACCUCAUAAUACUUAGGAAAAACUAUGGCCACAAUACAUUCACAUGUUUUUCAUGUUCACAUAUAAAAAUAUGAACAUGUGGUAGAGCACACUUU
Molecule: messenger RNA, 1267 nt
Organism: Thunnus maccoyii (southern bluefin tuna)
Lineage: Eukaryota; Metazoa; Chordata; Actinopteri; Scombriformes; Scombridae
Product: CD276 antigen-like
Exons: 4
Coding region: 1-702 (233 amino acids)
Source: RefSeq, a predicted model, not a curated record